CACAAGGUGAAGCAUUUUCCCCACAUAAUCAACAUUGUUUCCCAUAAUGCUUUGCUGCGUGGUCUCGGUGCUGUUUGCUCCAGCCGCCCGCUCCAACAAUGCAGUUUUUAAUGGUGCUGUGAGCGGUGCGAGCUGGAAACGCAGCAGCACCGCAAGCUUGUUCUGAGACUGUGGUCGGACACAUUAAGCACAACGACAUUUUUACGGUUUGACAAACCCGCUGCACGCCCGAGACUCGGCUUUAUUUGGGUGUCCCGGACUGUUCUGCUGGGGUUCGUGCAUUAAGAAAAAGGUGGAGAAGCUUCCAGAGGAUUUCUGAUAAGGGGUCAGAAAAUGAGCACAUCCAAGACAGAAACAACUGACCCACCCAGCUAUCUCACUGCCCUGUGAACAGUCAUGCCCCCCUCUGUAUCACCCAUCAAGGGGAAGUCCCACAAAGAUGUGGGACUGUUUUCUGACAUAGAUUUGGAGUAAUAACUAAACCUCAAUAGAUUUGGCAUUAAGUUUGGUCAGCUAUUACGCACAGUACAUAUUAGACUACAGGUGAGGCUAAAUCCCUAGCCAACACACACAGGACUCUUAAGAGGAGGUAUACAGCCACAGAUGACCUUUACGGAAGAACAGAGCUACACCCCGGCUUUGUUGACUUAGUACCCAUCCCACUGCCUUGAUGACAAGGUUGACCAUGGCAGCUGCUGAUCCCCAUAGCAGCGGUUCCUUGGUGGGGCGAGGAGCAGACUGAAAGAGUCAACAAUGCAGCGUAGCGGUGGUGGAGUGGGUGCUGGAGGCCAGCCAUGGGUGUUGCGACGUGUGCGUCUCACAUGGCUCAGUUUCAUGCUUUUCUUCAUCCUGGUCUUCUUUCCACUCAUUGCCCACUACUACCUCACUACCAUUGAUGAAGCUGGAGGUUCUGAUAAGCGCAUUUUUGGGCCACGGCCUGGUGGCGAACUAUGCGAGGCCAAACAUGUGCUGGAUCUGUGCCGCAUUCGCGAGUCGGUCAGUGAGGAGCUGUUGCAGCUGGAGGCCAAAAGGCAAGAGCUCAAUGGGGAGAUCGCCCGACUCAACCUGCGCAUUGAAGCCUGCAAGCGCAGCAUUGACAGUGCCAAGCAGGACCUGUUGCAGCUGAAGAAUGUUAUCAGUCAGACAGAGCAUUCCUAUAAAGAACUAAUGGCCCAGAACCAGCCCAAGUUGUCGCUGCCUGUGAGAUUGGUGCCAGACAAGGAGGACACAGGACUGCCACCACCCAAGUCUGCACGCUCCUGCCGCCUACGCUCCUGCUUCGACUAUGCACGGUGCCCUCUUACAUCAGGGUUUCCUGUGUAUGUCUACGACACAGGCUCCUACCCAUGGGGGGAUUAUCUAGACCCAUUGGUGAAACAGGCUUUUGCAGUGUCAGUGAAGAGCAACAUUUAUGUAACUGAUAACCCCAGCAUUGCCUGUCUGUAUUUAGUACUGGUAGGAGAGCUACAGGAGUCCUCCUCCUCAUCACUGCCAUCUCCUUCAGAGCUGGAGAAGCAUCUGAAAGCUCUACCUUACUGGAGAUCUGAUGGACACAAUCACUUACUGGUGCAUCUCUCUAGAAAAUCCAUGACACAGAACUUCCUGUAUAAUGUGAGCACAGGACGAGCAGCAGUUGCUCAGUCCACUUUCUUGGAGAAGCAGUACCGUGAGGGCUUUGACUUGGUUGUGUCCCCGCUGGUUCACGCUCUCUCAGAACCAAACUUUUUGGAAGUGCCCCCUCAGGUUCCUGUGAAGAGGAAAUACCUCUUCACCUUCCAGGGAGAGAGGGUGGAGUCCCUGAGGAGCAGCUUACAGGAAGCGCCGCCUCAGUCUUUCGAGGAGGAAAUGGAAGGAGACCCACCGGCUGACUACGAUGAUCGCAUCAUUGGCACCUUAAAGGCAGUGCAGGACAGCCACUUGGAUCAGGUCCUGGUGGAGUUCACCUGCAAGAACCCACAGCCAAGUUUACCAAGCGAGUGGGCCGUUUGUGGGGAGAGAGAGCACAGGCUGGAGGUGCUCAAGGCUUCUACAUUUGCCCUGGUAAUUGCUCCAGGCGAUGGACAACUUGUGGCCUCAGCAGGCUGUGGAAUGAGGCUCUUUGAGGCCCUAGAGGUAGGGGCCAUUCCAGUUGUGCUGGGGGACCACUCCAAGCUGCCUUAUCACCAGUUUAUUCGCUGGAGUGAAGCUGCCAUUAUAGUUCCCAAGCCUCGUGUGACAGAGCUACACUUUCUGCUGCGCAGUCUGUCAGAUAGCGACGUGUUAGCGAUGAGGCGGCAGGGCCGCUUUCUAUGGGAGACCUACUUCUCCACCUCGGAGAAUGUUCUUAACACAAUAUUAGCCAGCAUCAGAACCAGCAUCCAGGUUCCAGCUGCACCCAUCAAAGAGGAGCCCGCCCAUGAGAUUCCUCACAAAGCUGGGAAGCUGGCAGGAACAGAUGCCAACUUGGCCGACAAUGGUGAUCUGGAUUUGGGUCCUGUCGAAACAGAACCUCCCUAUGCUUCACCACGGUUUCUGCGCAACUUUACAUACACAGCUGCAGACACCUAUAGAGCAUGGAACCGGGCCCCGGGGCCUUUCCACCUGUUUCCUCAUACUCCUCUAGACCCUGUGCUGCCCACUGAAGCCAAAUUCCUUGGCUCAGGUACUGGUUUCAGACCUAUAGGUGGAGGUACAGGAGGCUCGGGGAAGGAGUUUCAGGCAGCUUUAGGGGGGAAUGUUCCCCGAGAACAGUUCACCGUGGUCAUGCUGACGUAUGAGAGGGAGGAGGUGCUGAUGAACUCUCUGGAGAGGUUGAAUGGACUACCGUAUCUCAACAAGGUAGUGGUGGUGUGGAACUCGCCCAAGCCACCUUCAGAUGACCUACUCUGGCCCGACAUCGGCCUGCCCAUCGUGGUUGUCCGCACAGAGAAAAACAGCCUCAACAACCGCUUCCUUCCCUGGGACGCUGUGGAAACCGAGGCCAUCCUGUCGAUUGAUGACGAUGCUCAUCUCCGCCACGAUGAGAUCAUGUUUGGUUUCAGAGUGUGGCGAGAGGCCAGAGAUCGCAUUGUGGGCUUCCCUGGGAGGUAUCACGCAUGGGACAUCAACCAUCAGUCCUGGCUUUACAACUCCAACUACUCUUGUGAACUCUCCAUGGUCCUGACGGGAGCAGCUUUCUUCCAUAAGUACUACGCCUAUCUGUACUCUUACGUGAUGCCCCAGGCCAUCAGGGACAUGGUGGACGAGUACAUAAACUGCGAGGACAUCGCCAUGAACUUUCUGGUUUCCCACAUCACCCGCAAACCACCCAUCAAGGUAACAUCUCGUUGGACUUUCCGCUGUCCUGGCUGCCCUCAGGCCCUUUCACAUGAUGACUCGCAUUUUCACGAGCGCCACAAGUGCAUAAACUUCUUUGUGAAGGUGUACGGCUAUAUGCCACUGCUGUACACACAGUUUCGUGUGGACUCUGUGCUCUUCAAGACUCGUUUACCCCAUGAUAAGACUAAGUGCUUCAAGUUCAUCUAGCAUCAGGCUGAGCGUCCAGCAAAGGGCCAGAAGCAGAGUGGGUUGAAGGACUCUGGGUAUUUAAAGAGAGCGGCAGCUCCCACUGCAAGCGCUGAUGAAGAUGAAUGGAUGGAUUGCAGAUGAAUGCACAGAAGCAUUGUUUUGGGUUUGGAUUUUGCCCAGGACAAGCUGACCUUAAAAGCCGUUGCCCGGAGGCCAAAUUCACAACUUUACUGAAUAUUCAAAGAGUGGAAGCUGAAAGGGACCACUGCCAACAAAAUAAGCCUUUUCAGUGGAUGUAACUCCUCCUCCUUCAUGUUCGUCAGUCAUUAUCUAUCAUCAACCAUUACAGAUAUCAUU
Messenger RNA from Monopterus albus (swamp eel), 3843 nucleotides. It is a transcript of the gene extl3, whose product is annotated as exostosin-like glycosyltransferase 3. The coding region runs from base 754 to 3504 and encodes 916 amino acids. The transcript is spliced from 6 exons. The record is from RefSeq and is a predicted model, not a curated record. Gene Ontology annotation, molecular function: glycosyltransferase activity. Lineage: Eukaryota; Metazoa; Chordata; Actinopteri; Synbranchiformes; Synbranchidae. Gene Ontology annotation, cellular component: membrane.